ACAAAUAUUUUUAUCUGUCACUCACUUGGUGGUCACUUUUCGUUUUGUCAUUUUCUACACGUCUGCUAUUUAUUGUCUUCUCGCCGACAAACUAUUUUACUGAUUCUAUACAUUUGUGAAUUUUUAAAUAAAGCUGCGCAUAAUGAUUAUAUCUACGUGGUUAAAUCGAUUUCAUUCAUCGUUUAUUGUUAUUAGUUCCUUUGUGAUAUAUGCCCAAUCUGAUGUGCCGAGACCCCGCGGUGUAUCUCUAAGUAAAGCAUCACUAUAUUCGCCGACAAAGGAUUUCACAUGUUUUGAUGGAACGGUCACAAUACCAUUUAGUUACGUGAAUGACGAUUAUUGCGACUGCUUCGAUGGCAGCGAUGAACCAGGUACGUCUGCCUGUUUAAAUGGUAUAUUUCACUGUACAAACGCCGGUCAUCGGCCUCAAAAUAUUCCUAGUUCGAGAGUCAACGAUGGGGUGUGUGACUGCUGCGAUGGUACUGACGAAUAUGCUGUACCUGACACUUGUACUAACAUUUGUGAUGAAUUGGGCAAAGAAGCUCGAGCUGAAGCCCAAAGGCUAGCUGACCUACACAAAGCUGGGAGUCAUUUACGAGUAGAACUAAUUGAAAGAGGCAAUAAAAAAAGACAUGAAAUGGCAGAACAGUUGUCUCAGCUACAAAAAGAUAAAGAAGAAGCCGAAAAAAUCAGGGCUGAAAAGCAAGCUCUUAAAGAUGAAAUAGAAGCCAAAGAAAAUGAGGCUCUUAAAGUUUAUAGAGAAGCAGAAGAACAAGAAAAACAAAGGCAGGCUGAAGAAGAAAAGCAGAAGAAUAUGAAGGAAGCACUGGAGCAUUUUGAUAGGUUUGAUUCUAAUAAGGAUGAUGUGUUGUCUAUUGAUGAAAUAAAAGUAGUAAAUGUUUUUGAUAAAGAUAAGAAUAGUCAAGUUGAUGAAGAAGAAAUAAAAUAUUUCUUUGGUGAAAAUGAAACUGUAGAUAAGGACACAUUUGUUACUGUUACCUGGCCAUUGGUAAAACCUCUUUUGAUGAUGGAACAGGGAAUGUUUCGUCCUGCCCAAAGUGAAGAGCACAUUGAUCCAGAUGUUGAAGGAGAACUGGAUGAUGAACCACAGGAUCUUGAUACAGAGGAUGUAGGAGCAGAUUUAGAUGAGGAUCAUUCUGACAUAGAGCCGGUCUCACCUAGAGAAUUUGAUGACAGUGACAUAGCUUCGCGUGAUGCUACUAAUGUGUAUGAUGAUGAAACCCAGAGAUUAGUCAAUGAAGCCACAGAUGCUCGUAAACAUUUCACUGAAGCUGAGAGAACAGUACGAGAAAUAGAGUCAAACAUUAAAAAUAUUCAACAAAAUCUUGAGAAAGAUUAUGGCUUGCAGCAAGAAUUUGCCACAUUAGAUGGCCAAUGCUUCGAAUAUGAGGACAAAGAAUAUGUAUACAAACUAUGUAUGUUCCAAAAAGUGACACAGAAAUCAAAGAAUAGUGGUUCUGAGGUUGGACUUGGUAACUGGGGAGAAUGGGCUGGAGAGGAUAGGGAGAACAAAUACGCUGUUAUGAGAUAUACUAAUGGCAUCGCCUGCUGGAAUGGACCCAGUAGGAUGACCACAGUCAACAUUAAUUGUGGGUUGGAAACCAAACUGUUAUCGGUUUCAGAACCAUACCGUUGUGAAUACAAAAUAGAACUGAGCACACCUGCCGCAUGUGAUGGUUCAAAUGUUAACCAAGAGCAUUCCUCUCACGAUGAACUGUGAAGGCCAGAACCAUUUUUACACCUACAUGUGAUGUGUUAUCAUAUAAGUUAUAAGUAUAACAGGAGAUUAGAGUUUUUGAUGUUAAUAGUCACAACACCUAUGUACCAUCAUUAUUUAAAAAUAAUAUUUAAGUAUAAAAAAUAAACUUUUGUACUUGUCAUAUUUCACAGUAAUUUUAAAUAAAACCCAAGUUGCCUUGGUGGGGGGAUUUGAAGUUUAAUUUAUCAGAUUAUAGUAGGCACUUGCUGUGACCGACAGGCAAACAUACAUCAUGUGUAAUUUUUGUAUUUUUUUCUUUUUGAGGAUCCCUUUGUAGUGUAAGUAGAAAUUGUCUGUAUUAUUAAUUAAAUGGGGUGCAAAUAUUUUCCUAUUAAUUUAUGAUGUUACAUUUUGCUUUAUUUUUUGUAUCCAUCAAUGUUUUGUAGUUAAGACUGAAAACCAAGAGCAAUGCAACUUUAUUUUCAAACAUUCCCUGUAAUGAAGGCUGUUUUAAGUUCCAAUAAAGAAUAGAAAAUGAACAAAACAUUGUUAGAGAUUAAAGUUUGUUUUAAAUUAA
This is a messenger RNA of Plodia interpunctella (Indianmeal moth), 2297 nucleotides long. RefSeq names its product Glucosidase 2 beta subunit (gene GCS2beta). The coding region runs from base 143 to 1741 and encodes 532 amino acids. NCBI's taxonomy places the organism in Eukaryota, Metazoa, Arthropoda, Insecta, Lepidoptera, Pyralidae. Gene Ontology annotation, molecular function: calcium ion binding; protein binding. Gene Ontology annotation, cellular component: glucosidase II complex. The transcript has a single exon. Gene Ontology annotation, biological process: N-glycan processing. The record is from RefSeq and is a predicted model, not a curated record.